Messenger RNA from Aplysia californica (California sea hare), 1709 nucleotides. RefSeq names its product CD82 antigen. The transcript is spliced from 9 exons. Lineage: Eukaryota; Metazoa; Mollusca; Gastropoda; Aplysiida; Aplysiidae. The record is from RefSeq and is a predicted model, not a curated record. Gene Ontology annotation, cellular component: membrane. The coding region runs from base 299 to 1069 and encodes 256 amino acids.
GGACACUGAAGAGUAUCGCGCAUCUCGUUUGCUGUAUUAUGGUCGAUGGCUUCGUUCACUGCAGUAGCUGUUCGUGUUCUCCGUUAUUACUGUGUUAUUUUCUGAACAACGCGGAAGUCAAACAGUUAGCCUGUCCUGGCUUUCCCGGUCGUGUUGGACAGUUACUAUCGGUUGUUUUUACACUGCUUUUAAACGAUUUGUGGUGUGAGCAUUAGCUUGUCAUCAAGAUCGUUCCGUUGAAGAUCUUGCGUUGAUCGCCUGAAGUAAUCGACAGAGAGAUCCAGCUUUAGAUACCAUCAUGGGAUUCUGCACGGGUUUUGCGAGGUUGCUCCUCAUCACCUUCAAUAUCAUCUUCUGGCUGUCAGGAGUUGUCAUCCUGGGCGUUGGCAUCUGGAUCCUGGUGGACCCUGACCUCCAGGAUUACCUUGACGUCAUCAAGGACGCGUCCGGCGGCGAAGACUUCCUGAAGAUCGCGGCGUACAUCCUGAUCGGGUUUGGCGCCUUCGUCUUCCUGGUCGGCUUCUGCGGCUGUUGUGGCGCCAUUCGGAGGAGCAAGUGUCUGCUAGGCCUGUACAUUUUUUUCCUGGUGGUCGUGUGUGCUGGAGAGUUGGCUGUUGGCAUUUAUGUGGCCGUUUACAGUGGUGAGGCUGAGGACAAGAUGGAGACUGGACUUAAAGAAUCCAUUCAGGAUAAUUAUGGCAAAUCCCUCACUGGACCCUGGGACCUGGUGCAGAAAGAGCUCAAGUGUUGUGGCGGUCUGAACUACUCGGACUACGAGAAUAGCGAUUGGCAGAAGAAACAGUCUGAUGAUAUUAAGAUUCCUGUGAGCUGCUGUAAGUUGAAUGCAAAUGGACAGAUCAUCAAUGAAACUAAAUGCCAGAUGGCCAUGGACGGAGACUACUUCUACAAAGACAAGGGCUGCAAGGGAGCCCUCAAUGACUGGAUCAAUGACCACAGCAUCAUUAUGAUCGGAGUUGGCUGUGGUAUUGCUGCCCUUGAGCUUCUGGGCCUUGUGUGUGCCAUCUGCUUCUGUCGUCACAUGGAUCGUGACAAGUACUCCAGCAACUGAUGACUCACUGUCAUGACAACCACCAUCGGCCUUUGUCCUCAUUGCCAACACUGCAGCUUUAUCUUCAGAGCAGAUCUAGGAAAUGAAUUGUGCCUAAUCAUGGUUUCUAUAUUACUUUUGUACUUACUUGAUCCUUUUCCUCUCUCUUGUUCUCCGUAGGUUUUUGUGAGCUAAGGCUAUAGGAAAUUAUUAGAUAUUCAUGCAUUUGUAACACUAGUUCAAAUUACAUUUUUUAUUGUGGAAAGCAGAUAGUAAAGAAAAUAUUGCCAACUGUUUUUACCUUAAACAAUCUUCUGGUAAAUGGUUAUUGUGAGGAAGAGUUUAAUCAUAUGAAAGGAUACGUCUGAUCUUUUUGAUGUCAUUUUGAACAGAUCUGUGGUGCUUUAGGAAAUUUUGUCUGAAAUCUGUAUUUAUUGCAAUACAUACCACAAAACUGUUAAGGAAGCACCAAGAAAUAUUGUUCGUUCCUUUGGGUCUUUAAAGCUCAUAGAUGAGACACCUAUCCAGUUACUUUAGUGGGAAGUGAAUGAGAUGAUAUAUAUUGCGUUCUGGGCUAUCUGGCCCCCUCGAUAAACCUGUGAUUGUUCUACUUAAUACUUAAGUUUUAAAAUUUUUCAUGUUGCGAAGCAAUCGAAAUUAU